UAUGUCAAAAUUGUCAUUUGUGGAAUGUAAAUUGUGCAUCGCCGACUGCUAUUUGAUUGGAUUGAUUUAAAUCCUAUUUCGAAUUUGAAAAUGGGUCUUAAGGAAGCUAAUAUUUAUUUGGACAACCAGUGGAAUACUUAUUAUGCCGGACAAACAGUUAACGGUAGAAUAGAAUAUGUUUUUGAUAGCCCAAAAAAAGUUCGAGGUAUCCACGUUAAGUUCAAGGGAGAGGCCCACACUGAGUGGUAUGAAAGUAAGCAACAAGAAAAUUCUGAAGGCAAGACCGAAUCUUCGGAUACUAUGCACAGUGGCAAUGAGGAAUAUUUCCAAAUAUCGUACUAUUUGCUUGGCAGUAACUCAGGAAAUGAAAUAGAAAUCCCUGAAGGGAAGCACACAUAUAACUUCACUUUCACACUCCCACCUGUGCUGCCAUCUUCUUUUGAAGGUGAACAUGGGUACAUUAGGUACACUGUCAAAGUCACACUUGACAGACCAUGGAAGUUUGACCAGGAAACUAAAAUGGCAUUUACAGUCAUCAAUGCACUGGAUUUGAAUCUCAAUCCUAAUUACAAGGAACCUAUACACAUUCAGUUAGAAAAGACUUUUUGCUGUUUCUGCUGUGCAUCACCUCCCUUAUCAGUGGAUGUUCAAGCCCCUGUGUCAGGAUAUUGUCCUGGACAGGUGAUACCUUUAACAAUUGACAUUGAAAAUAAAAGUAAUGUGCAACUACACCUUGUCAAGAUAUUCUUAAGAAAGGUUGUAACAUACAGAGCAACAUCUCCAUCUACAGCAACAAAGAAGAUAAAAAGUGUUAUUUUGACUGUGCAAGAAGGUCCCGCGCCAGCAGGCACCACUAAACACUGGAGUCUUAAUAUGGAGAUACCACCAAUACCGCCAUCGAAUCUCGUCAACUGCAAUAUUAUCGAUCUGGAUUAUGACCUCAAGGUGGAAUGCGUGGUGUCCGGCAUGCAUCUGAACAUGCAUGACAAGAAGUAUGUGACGAUCGGCACGGUGCCGCUCGUCGGUAUGGCGGGUCAACCUGCGCCUGCGCCUUCCCCUACCGCCAGCAACGGGCAGUACUCGCCGAGUCAGCCCGCCGUGUUACCAGUGGGGCCGGGACAACCUGCUCAACCGGUGCCUUCGCCGGCGGGCGGUGAUGCAGGUCCGGGCGGGUGGGUGGCGCCGGGCGCUGCGCCCUCGGCGCCGCCUUACCAAGCACUUUACCCGACACUUACUGAACCCGUCUACAAGGAAUCUCCGUAUACGGCUCGCACAAUCCAGGACCGUGGCGACAACAGCCACACAAUGAUAAGAGGAGGGAAUUUCGCGCCGUUCUACCCUACAUACGCAGCAGUCCAGCCGCCUCCGUUACCGCAAUAAACUUGUAACACUAUUAGCGAAACAAGUCCUUUGCCUACGUAAAUACGCUCAUGCACACCAGAUAUAAGCUGCCAAUUUUCCAGUUAUCAAGUUAAUAAAAAAUCCUAGUACGUCAUUUCGUAUAUCACGAAUAUGAAUGUAUGUAUGAACGCAUUUACACUGCCGGUAAUCAUAGCAUCACCCGGCUUUCUCGCGCUUUAUCUCAUGUCGAUGCCAUUAAUUUAACACCGUCCAAAUACCGUCCCCAAAUAAGGUAAAAGUUAUAUGGCGGCAAUACUAUUUGUCCAUGUUAAACAGUGGCACACAUUUCCAAACAAUGUGUUUUCAUAAUUUUACAAAGUGGAUAACAACAUGCACAGCUUAUGAGCUCGACCUAGCGCUACAGAGUAAACGACUUGUUUCGCUAAUUCUUUACAAUUUCUAAAGUUAUACAAUGUGAUUUGAACUGGCAACAUUUAUAAUAUAAUCUUGUGUACACCCUCAUAUAAAAUUUUUCAAUGAAAGAGGUAUAUAAUAUUAUGUUGCCAUUUUGAGCCAUAUUCAUGAAAUUUAAGUUUCAACCGACAAUCUGACAAAUUAGUGCAAAUAUCUACCAAGCGCACACAUUUUAUGUAAGAAACAAGUACGCAUAUAACGCACAUUAAUGUUUAUAAAUUGUUUUAAAAAAUGUAUAAUAUAAUAUGUAUUUCCUAAUCUUUCGGCAAUAAGUUUUAACUUUUAUGAAAGCAUGUUAUGUAAGUUGUGAAUGUUACUUUGGAUUACUAGGUUUUGAACAGUUAUUUUAUAGCUUCAUGAGGGUAUUAAUUGGUUAUAUCAUGCCUUUUCAAAUUAUUUACACAAAAUCAGAUUAUAUGUUGCGAUGAUAAUUUUUCGCGUAAUUUCGUUAUGUAUGAGUAAAGUGUGGAACUUUAGUACAGAAAUGCUUACUUAUAAUAUGGCAUUUAAAUUUCAUUGUUAAAAGGAUAUUAUGUGACUUUAUUAGACGUUACGCAUUUAGUAUGUAGUUUGAUCUAUGUGUAGUGUCAGUAAUGGCUUUGGUGCUUGAAAGACAUAAGACAGGGUUAUCAGUAUCUACACUGUACAAAAUACUACAUUUUUAGAAAACUUUUUGCUAAAAAAAAUUAAACCGCUCAAAUAACUACGGAGACAUUAAUCUCUGCCUUACUGCCUUAUACACUUUUUACUCUGAAAUAUUACUAAUCCCUUAUGUGUUGUCUCGAAUUUUUUUAUAUAUAUUAUUUUUUUUUAUUAAAAGAUUUAUAAUAAAUAGUAUUUCACAAUUCCUUUCUCAAUUAAUUAGUAUAAGUUAUAAGCAUCUCAAAUAUAGGAAAAAUAUUUUUUUCAUCAUCAAAUUACUGAUAAACAUGCACAUUUCACACUUUGGAUUUUCCUGACGUCACCGCUAUUUCAAUUCAGAGGCGAGAGAGGCAGCACGAUAUUCCAAUUAUGCGCCCGCUCUUGCUCUUAGUACCAAUAAAUGAACCGCAUUUCAGACAUUUUGACGCAAUUUUCACAGUAAGAUUUCCUUUUAGUAUUAUUGUCUAUUGCGUGUUAAAUAAUGUCUAAUUAUAAAAAUAUAGAAAGUUGCCACAUGAUAUGACGUUAGUUAUUAUUGUCAAGAUAUUAAUUGAUAUUCGUCUUUAUAAGCGGCAUAAAGUUAGCCGCAAGUGGCAUGUAAUUUAUUGCAGGGGUGAUAAAAAAAUCAAGGGCACAGAUGUACUAACUUCAUGCUGCCAUAAAUAUCAAUGUUAGGUGCAGUAGCUUUCAAAAUUAGAUAUUAGAUAAACUCGAUGUGCCAUUAUGCGGCACAGGAAAAAACAGCUAAUUGCUAAAAUAAGUAUUGAUAUAACUUAAAACUCGUUAUGAGAAGCUUAAAUUAAUAAUAAAGAUAUUUUAUAAUUGAAAGAUAUUAAUUUAUUUGCAAUUAUAGUUACUAUGUUACUAACGAUGGACUUCAUGUAUCUCAAAUUUUAAUAUACUAUUCAUAUACAUUGUUUAAUUUUAAGACAAUUUUAUAUUCAUGUUUUUGAUUGAAGUGUCUAAAGGCGAAAAGCAGUUGCUUAUUAUAUGUAUUUUAUUUUUAUUAAAAUGGUGAUCAAAAUUU
Messenger RNA from Manduca sexta (tobacco hornworm), 3484 nucleotides. RefSeq names its product arrestin domain-containing protein 17. Gene Ontology annotation, cellular component: cytoplasm. Gene Ontology annotation, biological process: protein transport. The record is from RefSeq and is a predicted model, not a curated record. The transcript is spliced from 8 exons. Lineage: Eukaryota; Metazoa; Arthropoda; Insecta; Lepidoptera; Sphingidae. Bases 91 to 1380 code for a protein of 429 amino acids.